This is a messenger RNA of Penicillium paradoxum, 1632 nucleotides long. RefSeq names its product cytochrome P450. NCBI's taxonomy places the organism in Eukaryota, Fungi, Ascomycota, Eurotiomycetes, Eurotiales, Aspergillaceae. The coding region runs from base 1 to 1632 and encodes 543 amino acids. Gene Ontology annotation, molecular function: monooxygenase activity; iron ion binding; heme binding. The record is from RefSeq and is a predicted model, not a curated record. The transcript has 3 exons.
AUGGGGGUCAUCAGCGACAGCUUCAACAUUCUUUAUCUCGGCAUCGCCGCUGGGAUAUACUUCAAACCGGAGUAUGCCAUAUACAGCUCGAGAAUUCUGACGUUUACCAUCUUCCUCGGAAUUAUCUCUGUAUCAAAACUUAUCUAUCGGCUGGUGCUAUACCCCGACUACUUCACUCCGUUAAAGCAUAUUCAUUCUCCUCCGAACCGAAGCUGGCUCACCGGCAAUUCUCCAAGUUUCUUGCUCGAAACUCCCUACCCGCAGCUAAAGGAGUUUGUCAAAACCAUGCCCAAUCAAGAUCUUCUCCGGUACUAUAUUGUCGGGAAUCUUGAGAGAGUGUUUCUGACAAGCCCCAAGGCGUUGGGCGAGAUCCUUGUCACCAAAGUUUACGAUUUCGAGAAACCCGAAUUGAUCCGGCAGAGCCUGCGGCGGAUUACAGGAGAUGGAGUCCUACUUGCUGAAGGCGAUGAACACAAGACUCAACGGAAGAACCUCAUGCCAGCUUUUUCCUAUCGCCACAUCAAGAAUCUCUAUCCUGUCUUUUGGGCCAAGAGCGUCGAAAUGGUUAAGAUGAUUGAGCAAGACCUGGAAGGUAGAAAAGCCAGCGGAAACAAGGACAACACAGUCCAAAUCAGCAAUUGGGCCAGUCGAGCAACCCUAGACAUCAUCGGUGUUGCCGGUAUGGACCAUGACUUCGACUCUCUCCGUGAUCCCGACAACACCCUCAACCAAUCCUACCGCCAAGUCAUGUCCUCCCCACCCAUCUUCAUGAAAGCACUCUUUGUGGUCGGCAUGCUAUUUGGUAGACCGGCCUGGGUCCACCGUCUACCAACAAAGCGCAAUAAAGAAAUCAAAGAGAGCGGCGAGGUCAUCCGCAACGUCGCACGGCAAAUGAUCCGACAGAAGAAAGCGAAAAUGCAAGAUCCCAAAUCCGAGACUAGUAUUGACAUCAUCUCGGUCGCAUUGAGCAGCGGCACCUUUGAUGAAGAGAACCUCGUAGACCAAUCCAUGACCUUCCUCGCCGCAGGCCACGAGACAACAGCGACUGCCCUGCAAUGGGCUGUUUAUGCACUCUGCAAGAACCCGUCCGUCCAGACUCGUCUGCGUGUUGAAGCCCGUGCCAAUCUUCCUUCGCUCGAUGAUCCGACUCCAAUCUCCGCAGCCGCAGUCGACAAUCUGCCCUAUCUGAAUGCCUUCUGCAACGAGGUCCUCCGCUUCUACCCUUCUGUGCCGAUCACGAUCCGCAAGGCAAUUCGUGAUACGACUCUCGCUGGCAAGCACAUCCCCAAGGAAACACUGUUCUUCCUCUCUCCGCAGAUCCUCAACCGAAUGGAAGAGUUCUGGGGACCAGACGCCAACGAGUUCAACCCGGACCGAUUUAUGGGUCCUGGUAAGGCCAACACCGGCGGUGCGGUCAGCAACUAUGCCUUUUUGACGUUCUUGCAUGGCCCUCGCAGCUGUAUCGGACAGGGCUUUGCGAAGUCGGAGCUUGCUUGCUUAGUUGCUGCUAUCGUUGGUCGGUUCCAGAUGGAGUUGAAGUUCCCUGAUGCCAAAUUGGAGAUUCGGGAGGGGGCUACUGUUUCACCAAAGGAUGGGGUCCUUGCCUUGCUUACGCCAUUGAAGGGGUGGUAG